Aspergillus caelatus is the source of this 679-nucleotide messenger RNA. RefSeq lists its product as uncharacterized. The coding region runs from base 196 to 624 and encodes 142 amino acids. The transcript is spliced from 3 exons. The record is from RefSeq and is a predicted model, not a curated record. NCBI's taxonomy places the organism in Eukaryota, Fungi, Ascomycota, Eurotiomycetes, Eurotiales, Aspergillaceae.
CAAACCCAUCGGCCCGAAACACCUCCCCAGCGAAACUGACAUCACCAAAUAAAGCAUACAGUAUAUACCCCUCGUCUCGUAGCGCAAUAAAAACGAUCUAGAUAAACUCCCCCAUUCCCAAUAACGUUACACCCCAAUACCCUCUAACUAACCACCCACCAAACAAGAAAAGAGAAGAAAGAGCAGUCAACCAAAAUGUCCUACAACCUCACCUCCAACCCAACCCUCACCCCACCCAACGGCGACUCCAUGAUAACCUUCAUGGAUUCGUUCUACGCAACGAGCGACACUGAAUCCCUCCACGAGAAAUAUGUCGAGAGUUUUACCCCCGAUGCAACGCUAAUCAUGGGUUCGAAGGUCGCGAAUGGGGAGAAAGAAAUCCUCAAUCUCCGACAUGGUCUCUGGACGCAUGUGAAGUCCAGGAAGCAUUUCCCGAAGAAGGUUUAUUUCGGCGGUGAGCGGGAGUUGAUGCUCUAUGGGACGGUUAGGUAUGUGCUCAAGGCGGAUCCGGAGAAUGAGGUUGAGGUGCCGUGGGCUGGACGGGUGGUUUUUCAUGAGAAGGAGUUGAAGAUGCGGUUUUAUCAGGUUUAUUUGGAUCCUACGGCGCAGUCGGGGAAGAAAUAAUGUGUAGAUAUAAGAUAGAGGAGGCUUGAUUGAUACAAUUGUACAUACAUUCUAC